Molecule: messenger RNA, 1766 nt
Organism: Actinia tenebrosa (Australian red waratah sea anemone)
Lineage: Eukaryota; Metazoa; Cnidaria; Anthozoa; Actiniaria; Actiniidae
Product: 2-amino-3-carboxymuconate-6-semialdehyde decarboxylase
Biological process (GO): secondary metabolic process
Cellular component (GO): cytosol; cytoplasm
Molecular function (GO): carboxy-lyase activity; hydrolase activity
Source: RefSeq, a predicted model, not a curated record
GUGAUAUUUGACCAUUGAUAACAGUCUUUCACGGUAACAGUAAAGAACGCCUGCUUGUAAAACGUUUUCAUUGUUCAAAGCAAGACUGGGUGAUAAAAACGAUGCUUUUUUUGCACAGGAAGUAAGAAUUAAUGGCAUUCAAGAUCGACAUUCACAAUCACAUCUUGCCAGAGACCUGGCCAGAUCUCAAAGAGAAGUAUGGCUAUGAAGGAUGGAUUCAAUUGCAAGGACACUGUAAUGGUAAAGCAAACAUGAUGAAAGAUGGAAAACUGUUUAGAGUGAUUGAUGAAAACUGCUGGUCUCCAGAAGCUCGUUUAAAGGAUAUGGACAAAACAGGAGUGAGUGUGCAGGCCCUAUCAACAGUUCCUGUCAUGUUCAGCUAUUGGGCUAAACCAAAAGACACUCUUGACUUGUGUCAAAUACUUAAUGAUGAUCUUGCCAAAACUGUAGCCAAACAUCCUAAGAGAUUUGUUGGACUUGGGACCUUACCAAUGCAGGCACCUGACUUAGCUGUAAAAGAACUUAGACGAUGUGUACAGGAACUUGGAUUUCCCGGAGUGCAGAUAGGUUCACACGUGAAUGACUGGAACCUUGAUGCUCCUGAGCUUCAGCCAGUUUUUGCUGAGACAGAAAAGCUUGGCGCUGCUAUAUUUGUUCAUCCCUGGGACAUGGAACUUACUGGAAGGAUGUCAAAAUACUGGCUUCCAUGGCUUGUUGGUAUGCCUGGAGAAACAGCCCUGGCCGUCUGUAGCAUGAUAUUCGGUGGUGUGUUGGAGAGAUAUCCCAAACUGAGGGUGUGUUUUGCGCACGGUGGUGGAGCGUUCCCUUACACCAUAGGAAGAAUUGAGCAUGGAUUUAACGUUAGACCAGAUCUUUGUGCUGUACAGAAUUCGGUUAAUCCAAGGGAUUAUAUAGGACGUAUCUUCACGGAUUCUUUGGUUCACGACGAGAAAGCACUUCACUAUUUGGUGAAUACCAUAGGCAAGGAUAACGUCGUACUUGGAAGUGAUUAUCCGUUCCCUCUCGGGGAGUCAUGUCCCGGCAAACUGAUAGAAGCUGUUUAUAGCCAUGACUCGGAACUAAAGGAGAAACUCCUUUCUGGCAACGCACUGCGGUUUCUUGGUCUCGACAGCAGCCGGUUUAGUGAUAUAAAACCAAAGGGGACGACUUAAAAGGCCCUAAACAUGGAGAUAAAGAAAGAACUGCGCAACGUUUUAGAUGAAGAGGAAAGACUAAAGUAAAAAAAAAAUUUUUUUUUAAUGGAUUUUACGCAGCAACAAAGUUGGCUCGAAAAAAUAUCUUACUCUUUUUGUUUAAACGAAGGCUUUUAUUCUAAUAAGGAUAAACUGGCUGCGCCUCAUGAAGGUCCAUGUAGUCCCGCGUAAACAUCGGUCAUCACAUACCAAAAGAUAGUUAUAUUUUAUAUCGUAAAUCUUAUUUACUCACCAUUUUAGAGCUGUUCACGUAGUAUAAAGUCGCUCAGCGAGAUUUUAAUUUUUGUAUGUGCCGUGUAUAGUAUUUUUAAGUACCAGCCCAAACAUGGAACCCAAGGAAAAAUAAUAGAAUACGUACAAUAUACUUUGUAACGUAAGUAAUUCGUACUUUUUACGGGUUCAUAUUGUUUGCUCUCAAGGAGAAGGAAAUACACCUAAUUGAAAAAACGUCGGGUUCAAAAAAAGGUUAUAUCAUCAAAACUAAGACCGAAGGGGAGCAUUGGAAGACAAACAAUUAUGCUAAUUUCAUGCGUAUUGCAGUUUUCCCUUCCU